This is a messenger RNA of Elephantulus edwardii (Cape elephant shrew), 2559 nucleotides long. RefSeq names its product RAS guanyl releasing protein 4 (gene RASGRP4). Gene Ontology annotation, biological process: positive regulation of GTPase activity; Ras protein signal transduction. The record is from RefSeq and is a predicted model, not a curated record. Gene Ontology annotation, molecular function: calcium ion binding; guanyl-nucleotide exchange factor activity. The transcript has 21 exons. Lineage: Eukaryota; Metazoa; Chordata; Mammalia; Macroscelidea; Macroscelididae. Gene Ontology annotation, cellular component: plasma membrane. Bases 1 to 2559 code for a protein of 852 amino acids.
AUGAACAGGAAAGACAGCAAGAGGAAGUCCCACCAGGAAUGCUUGGGGGUAACGGGGGCACGGGGCCGGCCCCGACAGGCCCGCCGCCACAAGACGUGCCCCAGCCCUGGAGAAAUCAGCAAGGUUAUGGCUUCCAUGGCUCUGGGUGUGCUGAGAGAGGGCUGCAGUGAAGAUGAGCUGCUGGAGAAAUGCAUCCAGUCGUUUGACUCUACUGGCAGCCUGCGCCACGGGGCCCAUGUUCUCCACAUGAUGCUGGCCAUGCACAGCUGGGUGCUGCCUUCCGCCCACCUUGCUGCUCGUCUGCUGACUUUAUAUCCUCCCAGGUACCAGAAAGCCACAGGGAAAAUGCAAGAGCUGAGACGGCUGCAGAUCUGUCACCUGGUCAGGUACUGGCUGAUCCAGCACCCUAAGGCAGUUCACCAAGAGCCCCAACUACAAGAGGCAAUCGAUCGCUUCUGGGCUACUGUGGACCAGGAGGGAGGUCCAGCCCAGAGGAGCCUGGGAGGAUCCUCUAAUCUCCUGAGUCCUGAUGGCCCUGGUCCUCCACCUCCAAUAAGUAGUCCUGGCCUGGGAAAAAAGUGCAAAGUGUCCUUGAUUUUCGACCAUCUGGAGACAGGGGAACUGGCUCAGCACCUAACUUACCUAGAAUUCCGGUCUUUCCAGGCAAUCACGCCUCAGGACCUGCGGAGCUAUGUUUUGCAGGGCUCUGUGCGGGACUGCCCAGCUCUGGAAGGUUCUGUCGGCCUCAGCAACAGCGUGUCCCGGUGGGUGCAGGUCAUGGUGCUGAGCCGGCCAGGGCCCACGCAGCGUGCGCAGGUGCUGGACAAGUUCAUCCACGUGGCGCAGAAGCUCCACCAGCUUCAGAAUUUCAACACGCUGAUGGCAGUCACUGGGGGCCUGUGUCACAGUGCCAUCUCCAGACUCAAGGACUCCCAUUCCCACCUGAGCCCUGACAGCACCAAGGUCCUGGUGGAGUUGACUGAACUCCUCGCAGCCCACAACAACUAUGCCCGCUACCGCCGUGCCUGGGCAAGCUGUGUGGGCUUCCGGCUGCCUGUGCUCGGUGUGCACCUCAAGGACCUGGUGUCCCUGCACCAGGCCCAGCCUGACAGGCUGCCUGAUGGCCGCCUGCACCUGCCCAAGCUCAAUGGCCUCUACCUGCGGCUGCAAGAACUGGCAGCCCUCCAGGGCCAGCGCCCGCCCUGCAGUGCCAACGAGGACCUCCUGCACCUCCUCAUGCUCUCCCUGGAUCUCUUCUACACGGAAGAUGAGAUCUAUGAGCUCUCUUAUGCCCGGGAACCCCGCUGUCCCAAAAGCCUGCCACCCUCCCCCUUCAAAGCACCCCUGGUGGUGGAGUGGGCCCCCGGCGUGACACCCAAGCCAGACAGGGUCACCCUGGGCCGGCAUGUGGAGCAGCUAGUGGAGUCUGUGUUCAAGAAUUAUGACCCUGAGGGCCGAGGAACCAUUUCACAGGAGGACUUUGAGCGACUCUCGGGCAACUUCCCCUUUGCCUGUCACGGGCUGCACCCACCUCCCUGCCAGGGGCACGGCUCCUUCAGCCGAGAGGAGCUGACAGGCUACCUGCUCCGGGCCAGCGCCAUCUGCUCCAAGCUGGGCCUGGCUUUCCUGCACACCUUCCAUGAAGUCACCUUCCGCAAACCCACCUUCUGCGACAACUGCAAUGGUUUUCUCUGGGGAGUAACCAAACAAGGCUACCGCUGCCGGGAUUGUGGCCUGUGCUGCCACAAACACUGCAGAGACCAAGUGAAGGUGGAGUGUAAGAAACUGGGGGUGAAGGGCAGCGUGGCCCCCCCGGGAGCUUCCUUUCCGUCCACAUCAGCUGCCCAUGUCAGCCGAGGCUCCGAGGAAAAUCUCCCAGACAUUCUGUCCCCGGAAUCUGAGACUGAGUCCCACCUUUGCCAUGCCUGGACCCAGACAGAGGCUUCACCCCCUUUCUGGGGGCCAGAGAUGAAAGGAAUCGACGUGCUGCUGAAGAGCAAAGGGCGCAGACUGGCAGAGCAGCAGAGGCCUGUUGCGACACAAGGGACAGAAACCCCACAACACACCUCGAACCUGAAUGCCCCUGACCUGGUCUCCACAAAGAUGAGCCUUCCAGCUGGACCACAAACCCCUCCAGAUGCGUCUGAGCCCGCCUUUUGGUCCUGUAUCCCCGCCCACUUCCACGUCUCGUUUGGCCGGGCUCCCCCCAGGCACGCGCUGUGCUCCCACAACGCGGCAGCGCAGUCCUCGCCAGACAGCGCGCGAUCAGGUCGUGGGAAAGUCGCCUCCGCGCCCGGGCCUGUAUACGGGAACGUCAAGCACCUAGGCUUCAGGGCACCCAGGGCUGCCGACCGCGAGCCAGCGGCGCGCACAGCCCUAAAGUCCAGCCAGCAGGUCCCAGCCACCGUGGCGCCCUACCUCCAUGAAAAGCAUCGCCUGCCAGGUUGUCCCGCGCGUCCCGCUGCUGGACAGCGCGAGGCUCCGCCCCAGAAGCGGCCUGCGCACCCCGCAACGCCGGCGCGAAAACCUAGAGCGCUGCCCUUCAGGGUCUGGGUCUAA